AUGCCGAGCGUGCAGUCAACCGGAACUCAUACCAACCCCACAGUAAAUCAGCAAUCCGCGGAUCAUGCCAACAGUACUUUUGAUGCACUGAUAGAUUUGCUCGCAUCAGAUGAUAUCCAUGAUAUCGCAGGAGCAGAUUCACAUCCCUCACACAGCCCUAAUCACACCUUACAACUACGGGACGCAUCUGGCAAACUAGAUUUUGACAAGAUCCGUCUCAUGUUCGCAACACAAAAUUUAGGCGCUGACAGAAUCGAUAACAAAGCACUGGCCGAUACCCACUCAGAGACCCGCAGUCUGCGUGCGCAGCGUGGGAGUGAUGUGCACGAUGUGCGUGUAUUCAUGCCACAGGAUCUUACCAUUGACGGUCCCAAGGCACUUAGCAGAAACGGUUUCUCAGCUCUCCCAGCUCGUCCCCCCUCCGACACUCACCAAAUGCGCAAAUUGCCGUGCCCCGUGAUAAGAUGCUGCUCCCUCAUCAUGUACGUUCUGAGCGGAUCUGAUGGCGAUCACCCAAUUCAUACCAGUAGGGUAGAUAGGGUCGGAGAUUUGGCUAAACCGCUUGAGUUCGAACAACUGAACAGCGCACUCUCACAUGCUACCUCCGAAAUUGACUCUCUCCGUGAACAAUAUGAAAAGCUCCGCAUCUCUGUCGCGGAACGGGUUUCUCCGCAAAAUGGCUUACAAACAAGAAAACCUUCUGUUCAGACCUCCGGCAAUCACAUCAUCCCUUCAUCUCAGCCACGGGCUGACAUACAAGGCCCCGAACUCGGUCCCAUGGAGGAAAUAUGGAGCCUUUCUGAAUAUGAGGCAAAGAAUAUUCUCACCGGACUAAUCACAUCACUACAACUGUCCCCUCGUUCUGUCAUGAACCUAGUUUCUAAGUUCUGGGAAGAAGGUCCGGUCUGUCCACGGCCCAAUAGUGUCGACGAUAUCAGGUCUUCCAUGGAAUUCCUGGCUCGUGUCGAUGAGCUGGUAUGGAAACGGUCUGUGCUAGUGAAUGGCAGCGGUCCGGAUCUACUCUAUUCGAGAGCCAAUACGGAUGCCCUUGUUGAGCGCCUGGCUCUCUGGGAGAAAGCUAUCAGAGGCCAUCACAAAGGCUAG
Messenger RNA from Suillus clintonianus, 1104 nucleotides. RefSeq lists its product as uncharacterized. The coding region runs from base 1 to 1104 and encodes 367 amino acids. NCBI's taxonomy places the organism in Eukaryota, Fungi, Basidiomycota, Agaricomycetes, Boletales, Suillaceae. The transcript is spliced from 4 exons. The record is from RefSeq and is a predicted model, not a curated record.